This is a messenger RNA of Ooceraea biroi (clonal raider ant), 2342 nucleotides long. RefSeq names its product zinc finger protein 761. NCBI's taxonomy places the organism in Eukaryota, Metazoa, Arthropoda, Insecta, Hymenoptera, Formicidae. The record is from RefSeq and is a predicted model, not a curated record.
CGACUGCAUUGUCCGUCGCGGCAUGCGUCCAGCCGCAACAACAAUCAUCCAAGCAUCAGUAGCAGCAGCGGUAGCGGCGGCAGCGGCCUGACGCAUCAUCACGACCGCCGUCAUAACUGUUCGAGAUGCGAUAAAAACUGAUGAAUAACAAAGAAGAAACUUCAUUUAGAAAUUUCGAAUUGAUUGAACUUAAACUGGUUCAAAUUGGCACCAUCCAUGUCGACAACAUAUCCAAAUUUUUCAUUUCAUCUCUUGCGAUCAAUAAAACGAUUGUGGAAAAUACACAAUAUUGCUGCCAACAUUACCAUCACCAUUAUCAAGACAACGACAAACCCUUCGUUUGCGAUCGCUGCGGCAGAAAAUACAAAUGGAAGGCGUCUCUAUAUUGCCAUCAAAGAGACGAAUGUGGCAAGGAGCCGCAAUACAAGUGCUACUAUUGCGAUUACAGGACGAAGAUACGAUCGAAUUGGAUUCGCCAUGAGAAAACACAUACAAAUCCACGCGGACGCAAACAAGCGCCUGGAGCCUUAGUAACAUUUUAAAAAUCGAUAAAUUUUUGAAAAAUGAGUCUAAUUUUAUUUAAAAAAUGCAUAAACAUAUUUUUUCCUCCAAUGCAGUUGAUUUCACGAAAUUUACAAAUAAUUGAUUAAUUCCCAAUUGACAUAUAGUGCAUUAUAAAUAAUUAAACACGAGGCUUUAAAUGUUUCAAAUCUAGACAAUUUCAGAAAAUUAUAAAAGUUUAAAAUUUCGGUAAUAAUUGAUAUUUUCUUUAUAUUUCAAAUACAAACUUUAUAGAGCUUUUUACACUUUUCUAAGACGAACGGGUAUUUUUCAAAGUUCUUUUUUUCGUUGUUACAUCAGAAUUUUUACACUUUUUUUAUUUUUACACAGAAUAUACAUCUUGAAAGUAAUCAAUAUAUACAAAUAAACGACAAAUGUUUUCAUCGAAGACGUUGAUGAGAAUAAUUACGAAAGAUUUUAAUUACUAUCUUUAAAUUUAUAUGGAUAUUAUUUUAUAAUUAAAAACACAUACACAUUCCACGAAAUACGUGAAUCUAAAAAUUUAUUGAAACGUUGCCAAAGAUUUAAGUAAUUUCUUGCAACAGAUAUAUGUAUAUUAUAUUCCACAAUUCUUUAGUGCCAUAUAUGUAUGUAUGCAUGUGCGUAUACAUGUGAGUGUGCGUGUGCGUGUGCGUUGGUGUGUGCGUGUAUGCGUGCGUUUUAUAAUAAGUUACAAAACAUGUUCAUUUUCUUUAAUGUAUGAAAGUAACAAAAAAUUUUAUACACUUUCUCAAAAAUAUCCAAUGUUAUACUCCUGAAAGCUUCACUCUCAUUAUCUACAAAAUUAGUAACCAGAUAUUUUAAUUAAAAUAUGAUCUCAAUUACUAUUCUUUUCUCGCUACCAGAAUGCAAUAAAUUAAAAAUUUAAAUCGUACCAUAUUGUUUUCCAUAAAAUAAAUAACUAGACUAAUAAUGCUUACAUAUUAGUAUAAUAGUACAUAGUAAUAUUAUACUCCGCAAUAAAAGGAUUACCGCCAUCUGCAAUAUUUUUAAUUCAUGUAAAUAAAAACAAUAUUCAUAGCAUAUGUGAUAUAGGACAUAACACUUUCAUUAUUGAUAAAGUUAGUUUUAUUGGAAUAAUUGCAGUUGCAUGUACGAAUGUGGCGCAAACGUUUGUUUGAAUACGGAUAUUAAAAAAAACAAUUAUCAAAAAUAAGUUAGAAAAUAUUCGUAAAUGUAUUUUAAUUAAAAUUGGAAGCGAAGUAGGAUUUUCUUCGCAAUAAUUUCUGUAUAUAUGGAAUUACUUUAUUUAAUGUGUAUAUGAGGUACUACAUGCAUAACAAUUUAUAUUAGAUUAGAUAUUAAAUUAAAGUCCAUUUCUUGAAAACCAAAGCCUAUAUCUAAUGUAAGAAGAUAUAGAAAUAGUUUAAUAAAAUGCAAUAAUAUGAAAACAAAUUUAAUGGAAUAUUUGUAUCAAAUAAGAGAUGUUAAUAUUUUGUUUCAUAUCUUUCUAAUCUAUUACGAUUUAAAUUAAUAAUUAUAAUAUAUUUUUUAUUCCAGAUUGUGUGUGUGACCAAAACUCAUAUGGAAGAUUUUACAAAACAAAAGCCUUAUAACAAUUAUACAAUUCAUAAAACGGUUGCAUAAUAUGCAAAACAAUUAUUAUAAUAAUAUAAAUUUUUAUUAUUAUUAUUGUAUAAAUUUGUCAAAAAUAUAGCAAUAUUUAAACGGAUUUAUAAUACGAAUUAGUUGCGAUUUGCACUUAUAUAUGUUUUACUUUUCUAUUAUUAUAAUUAAUAUCCUUUCCUUUUACAAUUUUGCUGUAAACUCAAACAAAAAAA